Rhinolophus ferrumequinum (greater horseshoe bat) is the source of this 3412-nucleotide messenger RNA. It is a transcript of the gene WDR18, whose product is annotated as WD repeat domain 18. The transcript is spliced from 11 exons. The coding region runs from base 29 to 1405 and encodes 458 amino acids. Gene Ontology annotation, biological process: DNA-templated DNA replication; rRNA processing. The record is from RefSeq and is a predicted model, not a curated record. Gene Ontology annotation, molecular function: protein binding. Lineage: Eukaryota; Metazoa; Chordata; Mammalia; Chiroptera; Rhinolophidae. Gene Ontology annotation, cellular component: nuclear pre-replicative complex.
CGCACGUCCGGGGCGGUGGGGGAGGAAGAUGGCGGCGCCCAUGGAGGUGGCCGUGUGUACAGACUCGUCCGCCCAGCUGUGGAGCUGCGUUGUGUGGGAGCUGCACUCGGGCGCCAACCUGCUCACGUACCGCGGCGGCCAGGCUGGGCCCCGCGGCCUGGCGCUGCUCAAUGGCGAGUACCUGCUGGCGGCGCAGCUGGGCAAGAACUACAUCAGCGCCUGGGAGCUGCAGCGGAAGGACCAGCUCCAGCAGAAGAUCAUGUGCCCCGGGCCUGUCACCUGUCUAACCACGUCGCCCAACGGCCUCUAUGUGCUGGCGGGCAUUGCAGAAAGCACAUACCUGUGGGAGGUCUCCACGGGGAACCUCCUUGUCAUCCUGAGCCGUCACUAUCAGGAUGUCUCCUGCCUGCGGUUCACAGGAGACAGCAGCUACUUCCUCUCGGGGGGCAAGGACUGCCUGGUGCUGGUGUGGAGCCUGUGCAGUGUGCUGCAGGUGGACCCCUCCAGGACCCCGGUCCCCCGGCACAUCUGGUCCCGCCAUACCCUCCCCAUCACAGACUUGCACUGCGGCUUUGGGGGGCCCCUGGCCCGGGUCGCCACUGCCUCACUGGACCAGACAGUGAAGCUGUGGGAGAUCUCCUCUGGCGAGUUGCUGCUCUCAGUGCUUUUUGACGUGAGCGUCAUGGCUGUAACCAUGGACCUGGCUGAGCAUCACAUGUUCUGUGGGGGCAGCGAUGGCUCCAUCUUCCAGGUUGACCUCUGCACCUGGCCUGGGCAGAGAGAGAAAAGCUUCCAGCCGGAACAGGACAGCGGGAAGGUCUUCAAAGGCCACAGGAACCAGGUGACCUGCCUGUCUGUGUCCACUGACGGCAGUGUGCUGCUCUCUGGCUCACAUGAUGAGACUGUGCGCCUCUGGGACGUCCAGAGCAAGCAGUGCAUCAGGACGAUGACCUUCAAAGGCCCGGUAACCAACGCCUCCAUCAUGCUGGCCCCGCUCAGCAUGCUAAGCUCCGACUUCAGGCCCAGCCUGCCCCUGCCGCACUUCAACAAGCACCUGCUGGGUGCCGAGCAUGGGGACGAGCAGCACCGUGGGGCCCUCGCCCUGCGCCUGGGCCUCCACCAGCAGGGCUCAGAGCCCAGCUACUUGGAGCGGUUGGACCAACUGCAUGCGGUGAUGUGCAGCACGAUGGAAAAGAGCGUGCUGGGUGGCCAGGACCAGCUGCGGAUUCGUGUGACAGAGCUGGAGGAUGAGGUGCGGAAUUUGCGCAAGAUCAACCGAGAUCUCUUCGAUUUCUCCACCCGCAUCAUCACCCGGCCAGCCAAGCCACGACGGAGGGCUCGGAGGUCAGCCAGCCCACCACGCUCCUUGCAGACAACACGUGGCCGUGAGGGCGCAGCCCGCUGACUUCAUCCCUGUCCUGCCUGAAAUCACCAUGUGGCCUCAGAUGAGCCGUGUUUGGCUCUGAGACUCAGUUUCUUUAUCUCUAAAAGGGGGUGUCCCCCGUCCUGGGCCUGCAAGGAGCUUUGGGGAGCUUGUGCCUAGCUGACGUGCGACACAAGCAGCGCACAGGAAGUGGUGCUCUUAGCACUCUGGUCUAGAAGAGUUGUAUGUGCUGCUUUGUACAAUUUAGCCCCAAAUACUGGGCGUCACUGCCAGAGGGGAGAUGCUGACAGUCCCUGAUCCUCACGGGACUACUGUGUGCUGGCAAUUUCUGUGUAAACCACAAUGAGAUGGCACCUCACACCUGCAAAGAAAACAAGUGUCAGAGGAGGUGAAGAAAGUGGACCCUCACACACAGCUGGUUGGCAGCCACUGUGACAUAGUCUGGCAGUUCUUCAAAAAAUGAAACAAUCGCCAUGUGACCCAGCAGUCUCACUUCUGGGUGGGUGGACACCCAAAAGGACAAAGCAGGGACUUAAAGAUUACACACCUGUGUUCACAGCAGUGUAUGCACAACAGCCAAAAUGUGGGAGCAAGCCAAUUGUCCACCCAUGGGUGGACGGAUAAACUUGGUUCAUCCAGACCGUCUUGAAAAGGAAGGACGUUCUGACACCUGCUGUACCGUGGAUGGACCUUGAGGGCAUGCUCAGUGAGAAGCCAGACACAGAAGGCCAUUGUUUGUCGAUUGACCAUCUGAGUCUCUGCUGGGGGUGGGAUGAGGGUGAGGACCCUACCCAGGACGGGUCCCUUUUUCUGAGGGCUCAUGUCAUGUACCCCAGGGUGGGAUGAGGCCAACGUGGUCCCUGAGGACAUUAGAACCCGUACCUCACCCAGCACUAGUGGUACCCCCUGGCAUGAUGGUGGCCUCAGGCAGGGAGGGUCCCAAAACCUGGGAUCCUUGGGGACUUUCCCUAUGCUGGGAUGACUGGCUGAGGCGUUCCCUGUCACCUGGAACCCAGCCACCCAGUCCUCAUUGCAGUGCUCACAAACUUCUGUCCCUAAUGCUGGCUGGCACUUGGCAUUUUUAUUCAUUUAAUGGAGUGUUUUCCCUGCCCCCUAACACUGGCUCCAAAAGGGAAUGUGUUUGUGUGGAAAAAAAAAACAAGUAUAGAUUAUUCGUUAGAGCUGGAACGUUCUGUGCCUGGGCAGCUGCUCUGCACCCUAAAGGUGUCUGGAAGAUGUGUUUUCUGUCUUAGCCCCACACCCACCCCAGGGAGGACGUGGUGAGAAUUCCAUGCAGGGUGCUGCUGGCCCUGAUUCUGCCCAUGUUUAUUGAGCACCUGCUGUAUGCCAGGGCCACAGGGACCCCAGGUCGUUUGAUGGGAGUCCCAGAGAACACCGGAAGGCUUGGGGAUUAGCAGACAGCAGGGAACUAUGGAAGGUUCUUGAGCAGUGGAGGAUGAUGUAAUCAAGUGUCUUCGUCUGAACAGUUACUCAAGCAACAAUCAAUUGCAGAGUUCCUCCUAUGCAAGCCCUGCAGAGGAGUUAACAAGCUGGAUCCACCCUUGCCCUCCCAGAGUUGAGUGGGAGUGAUGUCCAGUAAGUAAGAAAGCAAAAAGAUGACGUUACCAUAGGCAGGGGAAGCUUAGAUGUGUGUGUGUGGGGGGGGGACGCUCUACAUCUUUUAGGGCGGCAAGCAAGGAAUGUUUAUCAGAGCAAGGGCACUUGGCACUGGGUCUUGAAGGCUGAAGAGGAGUUCUCUAGUCCAAGUUCCCUGCCAACAGCUAGAAGGCAGGAGAUCUAUCCUUUAGGUUCCCAUCAGAUACACUUGCCUCGGUUUCCCCAGAGUGCACACGAUGUUGGAGCACACACAGAUGGGUUGGUAUGGGUAGACAUUUCUAACUGAAGGUGAGGGGCUGCUGUGUGACCAUGGAGACAAGUCCUGAACGCUCUUGGGUUGCAGUGUUUCUGACUGAACAAUGGGCCACAUUCCCAGGCAGGAGGGGGUGUCCUGGAGUAAAAUGGCUGUGU